Molecule: messenger RNA, 360 nt
Organism: Verticillium nonalfalfae
Lineage: Eukaryota; Fungi; Ascomycota; Sordariomycetes; Glomerellales; Plectosphaerellaceae
Exons: 3
Coding region: 1-360 (119 amino acids)
Biological process (GO): translational initiation
Cellular component (GO): eukaryotic 43S preinitiation complex
Molecular function (GO): translation initiation factor activity; ribosomal small subunit binding; RNA binding
Source: RefSeq, a predicted model, not a curated record
AUGACGACCAUCGAGAAUCUCAAGACCAUCGACCCCUUCGCGGAUGCGGACGAGGGCGACACCAACGACGCCGCUGCCACCAAGCAGAGCCAGAGCUACAUUCACAUCCGUAUCCAGCAGCGCAAUGGACGCAAGACUCUCACCACCAUCCAGGGCCUUCCCCGCCGCUUCGACCAGAAGAAGAUCCUCAAGGUGAUCAAGAAGAAGUUUGCGUGCAACGGUACCAUCGUUGAGGACUCGGAGAUGGGUGAUGUCAUCCAGCUUCAGGGCGACCAGCGUAAGGCUAUUCACGAAUUCCUCAUCGACAAGAAGGAGGGUCUGGAGAUGGAUGCCAAGAUGAUCAAGGUCCACGGCUUCUGA